CUCGUCUCGCUCGGCUUUCGCGUCCUCCCCGCCUCAUCCGCAUCCGGUCCCCGGUGUAGCGCGGCCGGAAGUGUAGGCCCCGGGAGCCGGAGGGAGCCGCCAUCAUGGGCGACAAAAUGGAUAUGUCUCUGGACGACAUUAUCAAGCUGAACCGGAGCCAGCGGGGCGGCGGCGGCCGAGCCGGCGGCGGCCGAGGUCGCGGAAGGGGAGCUGCGGGUCGAGGCGGCGGAGCCGGCCGAGGCGGAGCUGGGCGGGCAGGCGGGGGCGGCCCCGUCCGGAACAGAGGCGCCCUGUCCCGGGGAGGCGGCAGGAACAGGCCUGCGCCCUACAGCCGGCCAAAGCAACUCCCUGAAAAGUGGCAACACGAUCUCUUCGAGAGUGGCUUCGGUGCUGGGGCUGGUGUCGAGACAGGCGGGAAGCUGCUCGUCUCUAAUCUGGAUUUUGGAGUAUCGGAUGCAGAUAUACAGGAGCUUUUUGCAGAAUUUGGGACAUUGAAGAAGGCAGCAGUGCACUAUGACCGUUCUGGGCGUAGUCUAGGUACAGCAGAUGUCCAUUUUGAGAGAAAGGCAGAUGCACUGAAGGCUAUGAAACAGUACAACGGAGUUCCCCUGGAUGGACGUCCCAUGAACAUCCAGCUGGUUACAUCACAGAUAGAUACACAGAGGAGACCAAUACAGAGUGUAAAUAGAGGAGGCAUGACCAGAAACCGUGGUGGUUCGGGUGGCUUUGGCGGUGGCAGCAGACGAGGCAGCCGUGGCAACAGAGGCAGAGGUAGAGGUGCUGGCAGGAGUUCCAAACAGCAGCUCUCUGCAGAAGAAUUGGAUGCACAGUUGGAUGCUUACAAUGCCAGGAUGGACACCAGUUAAAGCUGUUGGCGCAUCUUGUGCAUGGGAAGGACUGCAGACAUCUCAUUCCAUGUUCCCCAGUGGGAGAAGAAGGGUGGAUGGCGGCAGCGGCUACUAAUAUCAAGAAUGGAAUUUGUUUUACUUUUAUGUUCUGGAAUAGGUUUCAAACUCAUGUAAAGUUUUCUUUCUCUCUUUUUUUUUAAUUCUGAGACAGAUCUGUUUUGUACCGAGUUAUUUUUGGGAAAAAUUUUACUGGUUGCCUGUUGGGCCAAGAUGGCUUUUUCACCUUGGCAGUAAUAAAAUAGAAAUGUGUCUAGA
Messenger RNA from Podarcis raffonei (Aeolian wall lizard), 1163 nucleotides. RefSeq names its product Aly/REF export factor (gene ALYREF). Lineage: Eukaryota; Metazoa; Chordata; Lepidosauria; Squamata; Lacertidae. The coding region runs from base 105 to 866 and encodes 253 amino acids. The transcript has 6 exons. Gene Ontology annotation, biological process: mRNA export from nucleus. Gene Ontology annotation, cellular component: nucleus. Gene Ontology annotation, molecular function: mRNA binding. The record is from RefSeq and is a predicted model, not a curated record.